Messenger RNA from Tinamus guttatus (white-throated tinamou), 1573 nucleotides. Lineage: Eukaryota; Metazoa; Chordata; Aves; Tinamiformes; Tinamidae. The record is from RefSeq and is a predicted model, not a curated record.
GCGGCAAGGAUGGCGGGGCAGAGAAUUCGGAAGAGUGCUUUCCUGUCCCUGGACUACUCUGCUGCAGAAUGGAAGAGAACUCUUUGCAUGAUAAGAAGAAAUGUAUGCCAGUUUGAAUGCAAUUUUCCUGCUCUUCAGGAAGCACAGAAAGGCUCAGCAGCCACAGCAACCAGCACAGCAGCAGCAGCAGCAACAGACAACUUCAAAUAAGCGCCCGAGUAACAGCGCUCCCCCUCCAACCCAGCUGAAUAAGAUCAAGUACUCGGGAGGACCCCAGAUUGUGAAGAAGGAGCGUCGACACAGCUCCUCUCGCUUCAACCUGAGCAAAAACCGGGAACUGCAAAAGCUCCCAGCACUUAAAGAUGCUCCUCUGCACGAACGAGAAGAGCUUUUCAUCCAGAAGCUGCGGCAAUGCUGUGUGCUUUUUGACUUCAUCUCCGACCCCCUCAGCGACCUGAAGUUCAAGGAGGUGAAGCGAGCAGGUCUCAAUGAGAUGGUGGAAUACAUCACGCACAACCGUGACGUUGUCACUGAAGCCAUCUACCCUGAAGCGGUCGUCAUGUUUUCAGUGAACCUCUUCCGAACACUCCCACCGUCAUCCAAUCCCACAGGUGCAGAGUUUGACCCUGAGGAAGAUGAGCCUACGUUAGAAGCUGCCUGGCCUCACCUUCAGCUGGUGUAUGAGUUCUUCCUCCGGUUUUUGGAAUCGCCUGAUUUUCAACCAAAUGUAGCCAAGAAAUACAUUGACCAGAAGUUUGUACUAUCCCUGCUGGAUCUCUUUGACAGUGAAGAUCCCAGAGAGCGAGACUUCCUAAAGACCAUUUUGCACAGGAUUUAUGGCAAAUUUCUGGGUCUGCGUGCAUAUGUGAGGCGGCAGAUCAACAAUAUAUUUUACAGGUUUAUCUAUGAAACAGAGCACCACAAUGGGAUUGCAGAGCUGCUGGAGAUUCUGGGGAGCAUAAUCAAUGGGUUUGCUUUGCCUCUGAAGGAAGAGCACAAAAUGUUCCUCAUCAGGGUAUUGUUACCGCUGCACAAGGUGAAGUCUCUAAGCGUCUACCACCCGCAGUUGGCCUACUGUGUUGUGCAGUUCUUGGAGAAAGACAGCAGCUUGACAGAGCCGGUGAUCGUGGGCUUGCUGAAGUUCUGGCCGAAGACACACAGUCCCAAGGAGGUGAUGUUUUUGAAUGAGCUGGAGGAGAUCCUGGAUGUGAUUGAGCCGUCUGAGUUUGUGAAAGUUAUGGAGCCCUUGUUCAGGCAGCUGGCCAAGUGUGUCUCCAGUCCGCACUUCCAGGUGGCAGAGCGAGCACUGUACUAUUGGAACAAUGAAUAUAUCAUGAGCCUGAUCAGUGACAAUGCAGCCAAAAUUCUGCCCAUCAUGUUUCCAGCGCUCUACAAGAACUCCAAGAGUCACUGGAACAAGACAAUCCAUGGGUUGAUCUACAAUGCACUGAAGCUGUUCAUGGAGAUGAACCAAAAGCUCUUUGAUGACUGCACGCAGCAAUACAAGGCAGAGAAGCAGAAGUGAGUAAGAGGUUCUUGCCAAGGGACCUAAGCUGGUCCUGGAGUCUCCUUG